GCACAGCUUUUAUAUUUUAUUAUUCACUUAUUUUGAGAUGGGAAGAAGGAAAGCAAAGGCGCAGGCCAAGUACUUGCCUCAGGAUGCGGUUACAUCUGAGGACAAUCUAUCAUCAAGGCCCGAUCCAAACGAUCUCGAGGAUGCCCUUGAGCAACCCCCAAGGGAAGGUGCCAAUGGUGCUGAGGCCGAAGGCACCGCGGACUCUAACUUAGAUGACGACAAACAGAACUCUGAAGAUGCAGAAAAUCUCAAACUUGUCAAGAAAAAGGAAUAUAAGGGCAACAAACUAAAUAAAAUUCAGGGGAAAAAGCAGAAGGAAGCUAAACAGUUAAGCGGUGCAAAUGACGGUAGCUCAAAACGGGUUGUAAACAAUCCGGGUUUCGAUGGCAACCAAAGUGAUCGCGAAGAUAGCAUUGAGAACGGCAAGGACGCAACGGAGCCUGCUCACAAGGCACCUAUUGAAGUUUUGUACUGCCCUUUUUGUACAUUCCCUGCUGAGAUGUGUGAGUUCGGUGGGAUGAUGGAUAAGUGUCGCCCCUGGCUGCUCGAGCACGCCCCUGAGUUCGCUGACGCUGACAAUCUCGGUCGAAAGCGUCGAAUUCUUACAGAAAAGGAACAUAUCGAGGCUAUGAUCGCUGGAAAGGGCAUAAAGAAGGCGUUGGAACGGCGUGUGGUCUUAGAAGUAGGCAAGCGUGCUGGAGCACGCAAAACUACCACCAUCACUGGAAUGGAUCUCUUUGGGUUUAAUCUCAAGGAUCUUUCAAAGGAAUGGCGAAAGACAUUCUCCUGUGGUGUUGGUGUGCGUGAGGCGGCGGAGGGAGCAUACCAGGAUUGCAUUGAUAUUCAGGGUGAUAUCUUGACGAAGCUUGUGGACAUUCUACUUAAUAAGUACCAAAUUCCAAAAGAAGCGAUAUAUCACAUUGUAAAUAAGAAAAAUGUGAGGUACUUUGACGAUAUUGGUGCAACCAAAGAGAUAAAAUAA
Phytomonas sp. EM1 is the source of this 982-nucleotide messenger RNA. The record is from the annotation of a GenBank genome assembly. Lineage: Eukaryota; Euglenozoa; Kinetoplastea; Trypanosomatida; Trypanosomatidae.